AUUGAUUGGCCAAAUUUACAAAAAGCGGUGAACUACGAAGUUUAAAAUAUAAAUACUAAUGCUUAUGGAUCAUUACAUAUUGUGCUAGUGUGUGACACUUAAGAAUUAUAAAGUGAUAUAGAAAAUGUCUACUUUGUCUUCAAGUUUUCCUGACCAAAAACUGGAAGCUUUUCAAAAGCUUGAAAAGAUCGGAGAAGGCACAUAUGGAGUUGUUUACAAAGCUAAAAAUCGCAUUACUGGUGAAUUAGUUGCAUUAAAGAAAAUACGUUUGGAAUGUGAUGAUGAGGGAUGUCCCUCUACAGCUGUUAGAGAAAUUUCAAUUCUAAAAGAGCUUAGAUUCCAUCCAUUUAUUGUCCAAUUGUUAGAUGUGUUGCACCAAAGUGGAAAGUUAUAUCUUGUUUUUGAAUUUUUAUUGAUGGACUUGAAAAAAUACAUAGACACAGUGGAGGUUGCAAUGGAUAAAGCACUUAUAAAGAGUUACACUUAUCAAAUAUGCAAUGGUAUUGAUUUCUGUCACGCUCGUCGUAUUAUUCAUCGUGACUUAAAGCCACAAAAUCUGCUUAUCGAUUCCAAAGGGUUAAUAAAGCUAGCUGAUUUUGGUUUGGGAAGAGCAUUUGGUAUUCCAAUAAGAGCUUACACACAUGAGGUUGUAACACUUUGGUACAGAUGUCCUGAAGUUUUGCUAGGAGGCAAAAGAUAUUCAUGUGGUAUAGAUACAUGGAGUAUAGGCUGUAUUUUUGCUGAAAUGGUAAAUAAAAAACCCAUUUUUCAAGGAGAUUCAGAAAUUGAUGAAAUAUUUAAGAUUUUUCAAGUGCUUGGCACACCUGAUAAUGAAAUUUGGGAAGGGGUGGAGGAAUUACCAGAAUAUAAGGCUGCUUUUCCAAAGUGGAAAUCAAAAGAUUUACAGAAAAUGUUGCCAUCCUUAGAACCAGCUGGAAUCGAUCUUCUUAAGAAGUUUUUGAUAUAUAAUCCUGCUGAUCGUAUCUCAGCCCGCAAAGCUAUGAAGCAUCCAUAUUUUUUUGACUUUGAUCCUACAACGUUACCUCAGCCACCAGAAGAAAUUUUGUAAUACAUACUUGCUAUUAAGAAAUUUAGUGACAAAAAGGUGAAUGAAGAAAUUUGAUUUUCUUA
Messenger RNA from Hydra vulgaris (swiftwater hydra), 1131 nucleotides. RefSeq names its product cyclin-dependent kinase 1. NCBI's taxonomy places the organism in Eukaryota, Metazoa, Cnidaria, Hydrozoa, Anthoathecata, Hydridae. Gene Ontology annotation, biological process: mitotic G2 DNA damage checkpoint signaling; protein phosphorylation; G2/M transition of mitotic cell cycle. The record is from RefSeq and is a predicted model, not a curated record. Gene Ontology annotation, cellular component: nucleus. Gene Ontology annotation, molecular function: cyclin-dependent protein serine/threonine kinase activity; ATP binding.